This is a messenger RNA of Limanda limanda (common dab), 7379 nucleotides long. RefSeq names its product collagen alpha-1(XIV) chain-like. The record is from RefSeq and is a predicted model, not a curated record. Gene Ontology annotation, molecular function: protein binding. The transcript is spliced from 48 exons. Lineage: Eukaryota; Metazoa; Chordata; Actinopteri; Pleuronectiformes; Pleuronectidae. Gene Ontology annotation, cellular component: interstitial matrix. The coding region runs from base 1 to 5682 and encodes 1893 amino acids.
AUGGAAAAUCUGCCUCAAGGCUCACUUAUGCUCAACAGUCCAAACGGAGUAGUCCCACCAAAAAUCACGGAGACUUUGACUCUGCACUGGCCUCUAGUGGAUGGGUUGCUUAACAACCCUUCCAAUGCUAGUAGCCACGUGGACAGGUUGCAUCUUCCAGCCCCGAGGAGGCUGCGCUUCAAAGUGCUGAGCUCAAGCAAACUCCUUGUUUCAUGGAGGGAGCCCAAAGGAGACUUUGACAGCUAUCUGUUCCUCUACAGCAGUAUACCAGGUGGUCAGCAGAGGGAGAUCAUUGCGUCUAAAUCGGACACUAAGGUGUUGAUAACAGACUACAGCUCCUCCAGAGGCUACAGUGUGAGUGUGAUCGCUGUCAAAGGCAGUGAGCAGAGCACGCCUCUUCAGGGCAGACUUAAAGCUGCAGCCCAGAGAGGUGAGAGUGACGGCGGAGACGGGACUGAGCCACAGAGGCUGACUGAAUCACUUGCACAGCCAGAUAAUGCCAACGAGAUCUCUGGAGCUGAUCAGUUUGUGUGCCACACCGAAGCCAUCGCAGACAUCGUGAUCCUGGUGGACGGCUCCUGGAGUAUCGGUCGGAUCAACUUCCGGCUUGUCCGCAUGUUCCUGGAAAACCUGGUCAACGCCUUCGAUGUCGGCUUCGAUAAGACAAGAAUAGGUCUGGCUCAGUACAGCGGGGACCCGAGGAUAGAGUGGCAUCUAAAUGCUUUCACCAAUAAAGAGACCGUCAUCGACGCUGUCAAGAAUCUGCCUUACAAAGGAGGAAACACGCUCACAGGCCUUGCGUUGAACUAUAUCAUGGAGAACUGCUUCAAGCCUGAGUCUGGCUCACGGCUUGGCGUGCCCAAGAUUGGCAUCCUAAUCACGGACGGGAAGUCCCAGGAUGACGUUAUACCACCUGCAGAGAGCCUGCGCAAUUCUGGGAUUGAGCUGUUUGCUAUUGGUGUGAAGAACGCUGAUGAGAAUGAGUUGCGCUCCAUCGCCUCAGAGCCAGAAGACACUCACGUCUACAACGUGGCCGACUUCAACAUCAUGAGCUCCAUCGUCGAGGGUCUGACGAGGACAGUGUGUGAUCAAGUGGAGCAGCAGGAUAAAGACAUCAAGGAGAAACAGGUACCAGAGACGAUCGGAGCGCCGCUCGAUCUGAUGACAUCAGAGGUCGUGGCGCGGAGCUUCAGGGUGUCAUGGAGUCAUGCCCCGGGAGAUGUACAGAAAUACAGAGUGGUUUAUUAUCCCGCUCAGGGAGGAGAACCACAGGAGGCUGUGGUGGACGGCACUGAGACCUCGGUGGUGUUACAGCAUCUCAGCUCUCUCACCGAGUACCAGCUGGCUGUGUUCGCUGUGUAUGCAAACGAGGGGAGUGAAGCUCUGAGGGGAUCAGAAACAACUCUGGCUCUACCCAGAGUGACAGGCUUGCAGCUGUUUGAUGUGACUCACAGCACCAUGAAAGCAAGAUGGGACAGCGUAGACGGGGCCUCCGGCUACAUGGUGCUGUACGGACCUCUCAUAGAAAAUGGAGAGUUGGACGAGAAGGAGAUGAAGGUGUCGGAGGCAGUGACAGAGCUGGAGCUGGAUGGGUUGAACUCUCACACUGAGUACACCGUCACUGUUUACGCCAUGUAUGGAGAGGAAGCCAGUGAUCCUGUAACAAACCAGGAAAGUACAUUGCCUCUGAGUUCUCCCAGUAACCUCCAGUUCUCUGAUAUCAGCCAUAACUCCGCCCACAUCAGCUGGGACCCUGCUCCCCAAGGGGUCAAAGGUUACCGCAUCAUGUGGAACAAGACAGACAAACUAGUCAAGGUGGAGGUCGGCCCAGUGAGCUCUUACGACCUCAGUGAGCUGACGUCUCUGAUGGAGUACACAGUAGCCAUUUUUGCUUUGUACGACAACGGCCAAUCAGAGCCGCUCACUGAUGCAUUCACGACCACUCCAGUUCCCGGUCCCCUGAACCUGCGCUCCAGUGACAUCAGCACAGAGAGCUUCCAGGUCAGCUGGGAUCACUCAGCCAAUGACAUCGUCCUUUACAGACUCUCAUGGGCACCUUUCACGGGUGGCGACACCAAAGAGGUGAUCUUGAGUGGAAGUGAUAACAGAUACCUGCUGGCCAGCCUGAGUCCGUCCACUGAGUACGAAGUCAUGCUGACGGCCAUGUUCAACGAUGAAUCAGAGAGCGACACUGUCUCCGUCACAGAGACCACAUUGACCAGGACGACGACAGUUGCUGCCACAACCACAGAAAUGCCACGUGAGGCUGUGAGAAACCUGCAGCUGAGCGACGAGACCCCCCGUAGUUUAGAUGCAUCGUGGGAGAUGGAAGACCCCCACGUGGAGAGCUACAGGGUCUCCUUUGCUAGCCUCAGGGGCAAUCACCAAGAGGAGUCGGUGUUAGUUCCUGGAGGAGAGAGGAGAGCUGUGCUGGAGCCGUUACUGUCAGACACCCAGUACAAAGUGACGGUCACGCCAGUGUACAGGGACGGACAAGAUGGCAUUACCAUCUCUGCCAUGGGAGCCACACUUCCCCUUUUGUCCCCUGGCAACCUCCGUGUGUCAGAGGAGUGGUACAACCGCUUCCGGGUCACCUGGGAUCCACCGCAGACUCCUACACUGGGUUACAGGAUUGUCUACCAGCCCAUUUAUGAUCCAGGACCAGUUCUGGAGACAACAGUGGGUGAAGAUAUGAACUCCAUGAUGCUUCCGAAUCUCUUAAGUGGGACAGAAUACAGUGUUCAAGUGACGGCCUCCUACCCUUCAGGACAGAGUGAACCGCAGCUAGUGAACACUAAAACACUGUUCCUUGGCGUCUCUGGCUUGUCAACCUACCAGGUGCGUUCCAGCAGCAUGUGUGUCCAGUGGCAGCCUCUUCUACAUGCCACACUAUACAGAGUCUCCAUCCAGUCCACGCUCAAUGGCCAAAGGCAGGAAGUGAGCCUGGGGGGUGCUGCUUCCCGGCAGUGCUUCUAUGACCUCACUCCCAGCAGCCAAUACCAGAUCAGCAUUCACACGCAGAUUCAAGAAAUAGAGGGACCGUCGGUCUCCAUCACUGACAUGACGUUGCCAGCGCCCACUCUGGCUCCGACUGAACCCCCGACCACAGAGCCCCCUCCCACCAUCCCGCCUGCUAAGGAGGUGUGCAAGGAGGCCAAGGCUGACCUGGCGUUCCUGGUCGACGGCUCCUGGUCCAUCGGAGACGACAACUUCCUGAAGAUCACGCGUUUCCUCUACAGCACCAUGGGAUCGCUGGAUCUGGUCGGACCGGAUGGCACCCAGGUGGCCAUUGUGCAGUUCAGUGACGAUGCCCGGACGGAAUUCCAGCUGAGUUCCCAUAGCAACAAGGAAGCACUGCUUGAAGCUAUUCAGAACAUCAGAUACAAAGGAGGGAACACCAAGACAGGUCGAGCCAUCAAACAUGUGAAAGAGUCCAUUUUCACUUCAGAGAGCGGAGCCAGACGGGGCGUUCCCAAAGUCCUGGUUGUCCUCACUGAUGGGCGAUCACAGGACGAUGUCAACAAAGUGUCCAAGGAGAUGCAGAUGGAGGGCUAUAUCAUCUUUGCCAUUGGCUUUGCGGACGCGGACUACGGAGAGCUGGUGAACAUUGCCAGCAAGCCCAGCGACAGACACGUCUUUUUCGUGGACGAUUUGGAUGCUGUGAAGAAAAUAGAGGAGCAGCUCAUUACCUUCGUCUGCGAGGCUGCCACUGCCACUUGUCCGACUGUUUUGAUGAAUGGAAACACGAUGGCAGGUUUCCGUAUGAUGGAGAUGUUUGGCCUGGUGGAGAAGGAGUACAGUAUCAUACCUGGUGUUUCUCUGGAGCCGGGUUCAUUCAACAGCUUCCCCUGUUACAGGUUACACCGUGACGCUCUGGUGUCCCAGCCCACCAAGUACCUUCACCCUGAGGGUCUCCCCUCUGACUACACCAUUUCAAUGAUGAUCCGUCUUCUUCCGGAGACCCCAGAAGAGCCCUUUGCAUUGUGGGAAAUCCUCAACAAAGACCGCAAGCCAUUAGUGGGACUAAUCCUGGACAACUCUGAAAAGACCUUGACGUUCUUCAACUACGAUUAUAAAGGAGACUUCCAGACUGUUACUUUUGAAGAAUUAGAAAUCAAGAAGAUCUUCCAUGGCAGCUUCCACAAGCUCCAUGUGACCAUCAGUAAGACAUCGGUGAAGGUGGUGUUAGAUUGUUCUGCGGUGGGGGAGAAAUCCAUCACUGCAGCCGGUAACAUCACCACAGACGGGGUGGAGAUCCUGGGAAGGAUGAUCCGGUCCAAAGGAAUAGAGAACAACUCUUCUCCAUUCCAGCUCCAGAUGUUCGACAUCAUCUGCAGUACAUCCUGGGCCAGCAGAGAUAAGUGUUGUGAGCUGCCAGCAUUAAGAGUUGAGGAGCAGUGCCCCUCCAUGCCUCAUGCUUGCACCUGCUCCCAGGACAGUAAAGGACCCCCCGGACCCUCUGGACCUCCUGGAGGUCCAGGUAUAAGGGGAGCCAGAGGAGACAGAGGAGAGCCAGGAGUAACGGGACCUCAUGGCUUAGUGGGAGAGAUGGGCACUUCUGGACCCCCAGGGCCGCCUGGUCCUCAGGGGCCCAGUGGACUCUCCAUUCAGGGGCCCCCGGGUGCUGCUGGAACGAAGGGAGAGAGAGGAGAGAACGGUCCAGCCGGACUAAUGGGUGUCCCUGGAGGCCAAGGCUCAACUGGUAGAGACGGACCACCAGGACCAAGGGGUCUUCCAGGAAAUAUUGGAACACAAGGACGACAAGGACCUUCUGGACCCGUUGGAGCCCCCGGUGCACCUGGACCUCCAGGAUCAGGGGGAUCAGCCGGGUCCCAAGGAGAACAAGGGGUUCCUGGUCCUGCUGGUACCAAAGGCGAUAAGGGAGAAAGAGGAGAUGUGCAAUCCCAGGCUGCUGUCCGCGCCAUCGCACGACAAGUGUGUGAACAGCUCAUCCAGAGCCAUUUGUCUCGCUAUAACUCCGUACUGAACCAGAUCCCUGCCCAGGCAGCUGUCUCCAUCCGAACAGUUCCAGGACCACCAGGGGAGCAGGGUAGGAGAGGCACCCCGGGACCCCAGGGAGAGCCAGGAUCGCCUGGCAGACCAGGCUUCCCUGGUUCCAAUGGUCAGAGUGGACGAGCAGGAGAGAGAGGUCUGUCAGGAGAGAAGGGGGAGAGGGGGAGUCAAGGCGUUGGGAGUCAGGGACCUCGAGGACCACCCGGACCUCCAGGCCUGCCGGGUGAAGGACGCACAGGCAGCCAGGGUCCAUCCGGUCGGCCCGGCAACCCUGGGACGGCUGGGAGGCCGGGGAAUCCGGGUAGCACCGGACCAGCCGGGUCGCCAGGAUACUGUGACCAGAACUCUUGCCUGGGAUACAACGUUGGAGUCCAACCCCUGCCUCACGCCGGCUACCGGUCCUACAAUCCCCCUUACAACAACGACCAAGGAGGCGAGGACGAAGAGGAGGAGGAGGAGGAAGAAGAGGAAGAGCAGGACCCCUACCACCAUCGUGUUUACCCCCCUCAGUACUACCCCCAGCAGCCUCCCCCAUCAGUGCACGAUCCCCGCGGGUACCACUCAGGCCCCGCCCACUCUGAGGAUGUGGAGCUGAGGUCGCCGGGCGUCGUGAGGAGGUUUUCACGGGACGUCGUGGUCAUGGAGGAGAGCAAGGAGGGAGGACUUUAGAAGGAAGGAUGGACUCACCUAAAGUGCUUGAGCCCUGCACGCCACAACACACACACACACACACAGGCUUAUACUGUAUACACACACCGGGGAAACAAAUCAGACACUGACACACACGUAUGGGAUAAAUGUCAUGCCACGUUCCAAAAACUGAAAAAGAAAGGUUGAAACUUGAGAUCUGAUCAAAAUAAAUGUUUUGUAUGGUUGAAAUGAAGUUUGGAGGCUGUGCAUGUUUUUAUAUGCUGAAAAAAAACACAACAUUAUUUUGUAUUUGAGUUUUCCUCUUCAAUCAAGAGUUAGCUCUCCAGGUUUGGAACCUUGUAAAUGGAUCUGAUCUGAAAACUGGUGCACGUACUAUGGAAAAACUGAAACGUUGAGACUUGAGUUUUGAAAGGGCAAAUCUUUAUUUUGAAACGAAUGUACACUUGCACUCUUGUAGCAGUCUGUUAACUUAUUUUGUUCAAAAAAUGUAUCCCACACCUUUACAAGAUAGUGAAACUGAUGAUUUUUGGCCCUGUUGUCCUGCACCUCGAAUCUGAAAAAAAAAACAUUUUCCAUGUCUCCAAAACUUAGUUUCAAUCGUGCAAACCCUGAGUUUCAACCUUUCAAAGCCUUUUCUUCUCAAUUUUGGAAGAUGGCAUGGUAUCUGCACACAUGCACAUCUGACCCCCUUCUGAACCUGGGGUUAGAAGCCCCACCCCCUCUCCCUGUGUGGUUCUCCAGCAGGUGAGACAGUGUAAAUAGCUCUGUGGACUCUUGUACGAUAUCUGUAAAAACACGGGGUCCGAAAAGUGCCUGAUCUAUGUUAGCAUCAUCCAGUGGUAAUGCAAAGGUAAGACGUGAUUCCUGUCUUCUUACAUCUGAUUCCAGGACUCAACCCUUCAUGGUGUGUCUUUUUGUUGUGUGAAGCCGCAUGUCUCCUUUGAGCCAAUCAGUGAGUGUGUAACUGGACACGUGCAUCUCGUUUUGGAUUCAUGCAACUAGAAAUAUUAUUUUACAACCCGCACCUUCGAGGAUGUUGGGCUGGCGACAUUUGUACAGGCUGCUUUUUAUAAAACGAUGAAUUAUGUUUCAAUCGCUUAUUUCAAUGUGUUAAAGGAAUAUUGAAAUGGUUUUUUUAAGUGAUUUCUCCGUUACAGUAUUGUGUUGAGUUUUGCUUAUUUGGACUGAAAUAUUAUGGGAGUUAUCCACUAAAAUGAAAUGCAGAAGCAUCAAAUUUCUGUUAAUUUACCUUAACACUGUGGAACACUAAUCUCUUUUAAAUUAUUUUCAUUCAGAGAAAAACUGGCCCCCCCGUUACAUUUUGUCCAGCCAUAUCUGUUACUGUGUCUGUUCUGGGUUUUGAUUGUUUGACUCGUUGGGAAUUAAAAGGGACAAAUCAGCAUCGUUUGUGUCUUGUGUUGCUUUGUUUAUUGUUCUUAUGCAAAGUUGGGCCUGUUCACUGUGGAAACUGUUUUCUCACCUGGAUCCAGAAAAAAGUCUCAACCAUCAGUGUCACCUCUGUCCCUCCUGCACUGCAGCCUGGGAAAAACAAGCACUAAAGUAAAAGUUCAGCUGUGAACUUGCCCUCGUCUAUUUCGACAUUUAAACUGUGGAGCUGACACAGUCUUAAUAAGGAAGUGUCUCACCAACAUGCCCCUUAUUUAUUUUGUAUUUUGUUUGCUUUUAUAACCAAUAAAUCUGUAAUGAGACUCCAA